Messenger RNA from Stegostoma tigrinum, 9780 nucleotides. RefSeq names its product laminin, alpha 1 (gene lama1). Gene Ontology annotation, cellular component: basement membrane. Gene Ontology annotation, biological process: blood vessel morphogenesis; cell adhesion; camera-type eye development. The transcript has 63 exons. The record is from RefSeq and is a predicted model, not a curated record. Gene Ontology annotation, molecular function: signaling receptor binding; extracellular matrix structural constituent. NCBI's taxonomy places the organism in Eukaryota, Metazoa, Chordata, Chondrichthyes, Orectolobiformes, Stegostomatidae. Bases 138 to 9446 code for a protein of 3102 amino acids.
UUCACAGACACAGAAGUUGCUGGGACUUCGCUGCGGGGACGGUGCAAAGAGAGAGUGAGAGUGAGAGAGAGAGAGUGUUAGGGUUGCAAGGAGCAGAGAAUUGUCAGCCAGCACUCAGCUAGAUACAGCCCGGGAGAAUGGGAGUGCUGCAGGGUCUGUGGUCGCUGACGGUGGUGCUGUUAAUCCUUUGUGUCCCUGCGGAAUCUGAGCAGAGAGGUCUAUUCCCGGCAAUCCUGAAUCUUGCCAGUAAUGCGGUGAUCUCCACCAAUGCAACAUGUGGCGAAAAUGGUCCAGAGAUGUACUGCAAGCUGGUGGAGCAUGUUCCUGGGCGGCCAAUACGCAACCCACAGUGUCGUAUCUGUGACUCGAACAGCGCGAAUCGUAAAGAGCGCCAUCCCAUCGUCAGUGCCAUAGAUGGCACGAACAACUGGUGGCAGAGUCCCAGCAUCCAGAAUGGGAGGAAGUAUCACUGGGUGACAAUUACCCUGGACCUGAGACAGGUAUUUCAAGUAGCCUAUGUUAUCAUUAAGGCAGCAAACUCUCCUCGGCCUGGGAACUGGGUGUUGGAACGCUCCAUUGAUGGUGUUGAGUUCACACCAUGGCAGUACUACGCCACAAGUGACACCGAGUGCCUGACCCGCUACAACAUUGCACCUCGGAUUGGGCCACCAACCUACAAGAGGGAUGAUGAAGUGAUCUGCACAUCUUACUAUUCCAGACUCGUCCCACUGGAGCACGGAGAGAUUCACACAUCCCUGAUCAAUGGCAGGCCCAGUGCUGAUGACCCUUCCCCCACUUUGUUGGCAUUUACCUCGGCUCGUUACAUCCGUCUCCUCCUUCAGCGCAUCAGAACACUCAAUGCUGACCUCAUGACCCUUGGCUUCCGUGACCCUCGGGAAGUUGAUCCAAUUGUCACACGCAGGUAUUACUACUCCAUCAAGGACAUCUCUGUUGGAGGCAUGUGUAUCUGUUACGGUCAUGCACGUAGCUGUCCGUGGGAUGAAACACUAAUGAGAUUGCAGUGCCAAUGUGAACACAAUACCUGUGGGGAGAGCUGCAGUGAAUGUUGCCCUGGUUACCAUCAGAAACCAUGGCAGUCUGGAACCUUUGCUUCUGACAACACUUGUGAGAAGUGUAAUUGCCAUGACAAAGCAGAAGACUGUUACUAUGACCAGAGUGUGGCUGAUCGCAACCUGAGUUUGAACAUACAUGGUCAGUACAACGGUGGGGGUGUCUGUGUUAAUUGUACGAACAACACUGCAGGCAUCAACUGUGAGACUUGUAUUGAUGGCUUCUACAGACCUCACAAGGUCUCUCCUUUUGACUAUGAUCCUUGCUUACCGUGUGGCUGUAACCCAGCAGGAUCUAUAAAUACUACUUGUGUGAAGGAUGAUAAUCAUGCAGUUAUAGUACAUGGUCUGUUCCCUGGUCAGUGCCAUUGCCGAGAGGGUUAUGCAGGGAAGACGUGCAGCCGUUGUGCUCUGGGUUUCAAGGGCUUUCCCGAUUGUGCACGCUGUAACUGUAGUCUAGCUGGCAGCAUCAAUGAUGACCCUUGUGCUGAGCCAUGCCAUUGCAAGAGAAACGUGGAGGGAGAAAACUGUAACCAGUGCAAGUCAGGGUUCUACAAUCUGCAGGAGAGGAACCCUGAAGGAUGCACAGAAUGCUUCUGUUUUGGACUCUCUGGUGUUUGUGAAAGCAUUUCCUGGUCCAUUACACAGGUCAUGGACGUUAAUGGAUGGCAAGUGACUGACCGUCAGGGUGUAAAGAGGGUGCAGACUUCUCAGAAUUUGUCUGAUGGCCCCAAACAAGUGAACAUUAACAACACUGAGGCCAGACAGUCUCUGCCUGCUUUGUAUUACUGGACAGCACCAGAACUGUACCUGGGUAAUAAGUUGACUGCCUAUGGAGGCUACCUGAAGUUCACUCUGUUAUAUGAUUUUCCAACGGAAAGCACUGGUAAUGAGGUGAUCACCAAUAUUGAUGUCAUCAUUGAGGGCAAUGGGCGAACACUGAGUACAGGGUCUGAAGGCCUCCUGCUUCAACCAUAUGAAGAACAAUUGGUUUCAGUUCAACUCUUACCUGAGAACUUUGUGGACCUUAAUACAAAUAAUGCUAUCGACCGAGAUCGACUCAUGACUGUUCUAGUAAAUGUAACACGGCUGCAGAUCAGAGCCACAUACAACAUUGCCAAACAGUUUGUGUACAGGCUGAGUUCAGUCACGUUGGACGUUGCAAACCCCAAUGCCAUUGACAUUCUUCCUGCAGUCGAUGUUGAACAUUGUGAAUGCCCAGCAGACUACUCUGGCAUCUCCUGUGAGUCUUGUGCCCCAGGUUUUUAUCGUGUCGAUGGAAUAUUAUUUGGAGGAAUCUGCCAACAGUGUGAAUGCAAUGGCCAUACCACAGAAUGUGACACUAACGGCAUUUGCCUGAGCUGUCAGCACAACACAACCGGACAUAAUUGUGACCAGUGCAUCCGUGGAUUAUAUGGUGAUCCCAGCAGAGGGACGAGUGAGGAUUGUCAGCCAUGUGCUUGCCCACUGAACAUUUCCUCUAACAACUUCAGCCCAACUUGCUACUUAAACAAAACAGGAAGCAUCAUUUGUGACCAAUGCCAGCCAGGCUAUACAGGGACCAGAUGUGAAAGGUGCGCUGACGGUUACUAUGGAAACCCAACAACACCUGGAGAGUUCUGUGUGCCGUGCGACUGUAGCGGCAACGUUGAGGUGUCAGUGCCAGGAAACUGUGACCCGGUGACAGGACAAUGUCUGAAAUGUAUCGGGAACACAGCAGGAAGCUGGUGCGAGCAGUGUGCAGAGGGGUUUUUCGGCGAUGCAGUUGUUGCCAAAAACUGCCGCACUUGUGACUGCAACGUGAAUGGUUCCUAUGGCAAGGCAUGUGACCCCAAGACCGGCCAUUGCCAGUGCAAAUCUAAUGUUCUGGGGCAGAAAUGUGACCAAUGUUUGCAUGGGUAUUUUGGCUUGAGCACUGGACAGGGCUGUGUUCCCUGCAACUGCAGCCAAUUGGGCUCCCUCUCUGAGGACUGUAGCGAUGACGGGCUCUGUCGCUGUGUGCCAGGGGUGAGUGGGAAGAAGUGUGAUCACUGUGCACACGGCUUUUAUGGAUUCCAGGAUGGUGGCUGCACACCGUGUGACUGUGCCCACACUCGGAAUAACUGUGUAGAGGAUUCAGGCCAGUGUAUCUGCCCAGCACACACACACGGAGACAAGUGCGAACACUGUGAUACCAACCACUGGGGCCAUGACCCUGAAAAUGGGUGCAAGUUUUGUAACUGCAGUGCACUUGGUUCCGUUGGUCCUCAGUGUGACAGAGUGAGUGGUCAAUGCCCUUGCAAAGAAGAGUUCAGUGGAGAAAAAUGCAGCAAGUGUGCGUUUGGCCAUCGAGACUACCCACAAUGCACUGCUUGUAAAUGCAAUCCCAGUGGUACCAGACCCGAAAAAUGUCACCUGACCCAAGGAGUGUGCAGCUGUGAGGAGAACACAGGGUUUUGUCCCUGUAAGGACAGCGUUUCUGGUGCUCAUUGCGAUGAAUGCAAACCGGGAUCAUUUGCUCUCAGUCUCCAGCACCCAGCUGGGUGCAGCAGCUGUUACUGUUCUGGAGUGUCUAAUUCCUGCUCGGAGCUCCAAGGACUGGUCAGAAUUCCACUGACCCUGACUCCUGACCAGCUGAGAAUGCAUGUUGUCACCCAAGGCAACCUAACUGGCACCAGAGAGGGCAUCUUCGCUCAGCUCCCAGAGACCCUGCUGGAUGCUGCACUAGUACAGAGGCAUCUGCAAACAGAACCAUAUUACUGGUCACUACCUGCCCAGUUCACAGGCAGUAAGUUUUUGGCGUAUGGAGGGAAACUGAGAUAUGUAGUUGCAUUUUAUGCCGUGGAAGGCUCUGGAAGCUUAAACCUGGAACCCCAGAUCCUACUGAAAGGAGGCCACAGCAGCAAAAUGGUAAUUUACAGGAACAUGCCAACUCCUGCAAAUGGAGAACCAAGCAGGCACGUGAUAGAUAUGACUGAGCACAAGUGGAAGUAUUUCAAUUCAGUCUCUGACAAACCUGUCACCCGCCCUGAUUUCAUGUCAGUCCUCAGCAACGUUGAAUACAUCCUGAUUAAAGCUUCCUAUGGUACUGGGCUCCAGCAAAGCAGGAUUUCUAAUAUCUCCAUGGAGAUUGCGAUGGAGGAUGAUGGAACUCAUGCAUCAAGAGAUCGUGCACAUCAGAUUGAGAUCUGUGACUGUCCCCGUGGAUACGCAGGCCUCUCAUGCCAGGAAUGUGCUCCUGGGUUCUACAGACAGAAGAUGACAGAUGGCCUACAGUCACUCGAUAUUGUGUGUGUCUCAUGCCAGUGCAACAAUCACAGUAACGUCUGUGACCUUGAUACAGGCAAAUGUCAAGCUUGUCGUGACAACACCGUGGGUGAUCACUGUGAGCUGUGUGCUUCAGGGUACUAUGGCAGAGUCAAUGGAUCUGUCGCGGACUGCUCCCUUUGUGCCUGUCCCAGGUCCAAUUCUGGCAGCUUUAGCCCCACGUGUGUAUUGGAGGGUGUACAUGAUUUCCGCUGUAAUUCCUGCCUGGUUGGGUAUGAAGGACAGUACUGUGAGAGAUGUGUGCCGGGUUACUAUGGUAACCCACGUGUUCCAGGCGGUAGAUGUCAAAGGUGUGAAUGUAACCCGAAUGGCUCUGUGCACAUCAACUGUGAUCCUUUAAUAGGCCACUGCGUUUGCAAGUCAGGUGUAACAGGGCGUCUCUGCAAUCAAUGUGAAUCGAAGCAUGUGCUGAUAGAAAGCGAAUGCAUAUCUUGUGAUGAUGAUUGCACAGGACUCCUGCUAUCUGACCUUAUCAACUUGGAAACCAUUUUGAUGACAUUAAACGUGACAGGCUUUGAUCCAACUCCUUAUAAUCUCUUUGCUGACAUAGAAAACAGGACAGAACAAUACAAGAUUACUCUGUCGACAGAAAGAAACACAAGUGCCCUCGUUGCAAAGGUAGAAGAACAGAUGUCUGCUUUGAUCUUGGGGAUUAGCCACUUACAGAAGAAGGUCGCUCUGGAGUUUGCUGGUGGACAGGAUCUGAAUGAAGCUGCUGGGAGAACACUAACCAGGGGUUUGGAGCUUGCAGCAUUUGUAAAUAAAACAACCAAGACAAUAAAUGCUCAUGUUGACAUGGCAAGUCACCUGAAUGAGACACUGGGCACUGACCUAAAUCUCUCAGACACCAAACUGCAACAACUCCAGCGCGAGAUCCUGAAUAUGCUGGAAUCCAUGCAGAAUAGAGUGUUUAAUCAAUCGAAAGGAAUUUCAGCAUCGGAACUAAAAGCGGCACGCAAUCUGUUGGCCAGCGUUCAGAAGGUGUUUCAGAAACCCCAUAAGGAAAUGGAGGACUUGAAAAACAGGGUCAAGUUUAUGUUAGUGCAACAUGCCAAUGGGUUGCAGGAAGCUCGAGAGCUAGUGAACAAAGCACGUUCAAGCACCAACAAAAGCAGUAGGCUUCUCCUCAGCAUCACCAGUGGUCUGCAAGAGCUCCAGGAAAAGCAGCAGACGAUCAAGAAUAUCAGAAUGCUGACAACAAGCGUGAUCCAAGAUGGAAGAGAGAUGUUGAACACUGCAGUAAAUAUGACAGAAGACAUUGUGAACAACACAGCUUUUUUGGAGCAGUACAGCGACCAGCUGGAUUUGUGGAAUACUAAGAUGAGGAUGCACCUUGACAAGUUGGUGAUGGAGAUGACUCAGAAGAGUGUGCUCAGCCUUGUCUAUAAGGCAGAAGACGAAGCUGAAGAACUUAGUGAGAUUGCAAGUCUGCUAAACAGUUCCCUUGCAGCUGUAAGAAACGUGUCUCUGAAUGCCACAGUGGCUGUCAACACACAUUCCAACAUCAAAGCACUCAUUGAUGAAGCUGCAAACAUUGCAUUAGAAGCUAGGAACAAAGCUGAUGCUGUAUUAAAGUUGGCUAUUGGUCCUCACACAUCACUGGAGGAGUUUGGCAGGAAGUCAGCCCAGCGUAGUUCAGAGAUCCUGAGCGAUGCAAAUGGCUUGAAAAACAAAACUGCUGGGCUCGUGAAUCAGCUGAAUGGAUUGAAGGAGAAGGUUGACCACAUUCAGAAGGGCAUGGGUAAUGUGAGCAGGCACCUCAGGGAGCCCUGGCACAUUCUGGCACAAAUGCCAAAUGGGACGGAUGCUCGAUUCCAAGAGGCAAGGGAUCGUGCAGUCUCAGCAAAUCUGACAGCAGCUGCAUCCCUCACUGAGAUUCAGCAGUUCAGUCGGCAGCUGCUGAGCACAUCUGGCUCUAUAGCGAGGAUCAAUAAAACUGUCAGAGAAACAAAUGUCCUCAUCAGUGAUUCAGCGAAGACUGCGGCAGCAGCUGGGAACAAGGUGCAGGAGGUUGAAAUUCAAGCCAACUACCUGCUGGACAAGUUGAAGCCGCUGAAAAUGCUGGAGGACAACCUGAACAGGAACUUAUCAGAGAUAAAGGAAUUGAUCAUUCAGGCCCGGAAGCAAGCUGCUUCAAUUAAGGUGGCAGUAUCAGCCAACCGAGAUUGCAUCCGUGCCUACCAACCAGCGCUAACAAGCAGCAAUUACAACACUCUGACACUGAAUGUGAAAACCUCCGAAUCGGAAAAUUUGCUGUUCUACCUCGGCAGCAGCACCAGCACUGAAUUCUUGGCUCUGGAGAUGCGACAUGGCAGGGUUGGCUUCCUAUGGGAUGUGGGCUCUGGCACAACAAGAUUAGAAUACCCCGAUCUCCAAAUUAACAGUAACAAGUGGUACAGGAUUCACGCUGCCAGGUUUGGACGUAUGGGUACCUUAUCUGUUCAAGAAGUUGGAUCGCCCAGUUUAGAUAAGCCAGUGGUAAAGACAGCCACAUCUGCUGGAACUUCCACUGUACUGGAUGUGACCAAUACCACACUGGUGUUUGUUGGAGGUCUCUCUCGACAAAUGAAGAAAGUAGCAGCUGUGAAGAUUACCCACUUCAAAGGUUGCUUGGGUGAAGCCUUCCUGGAUGGGAAAUCCAUUGGCUUGUGGAACUUCCGAGAAAGGGAAGGGAGUUGUAGUGGGUGCUUUGCAAGGUCACAGAAUGAAGACAUUGCUUUCCACUUUGAUGGAAGUGGCUAUUCAGCUGUCGAGAAGGUUCUACGUUCCACAACAACCCAGCUAGUGAUGCAAUUUAGCACGUUCUCACCAAAUGGCUUGUUCCUGUACCUCGCUUCAAAUGGGACCAGAGACUUCUUAGCAGUAGAGCUGGCAGAUGGGAAAGUGCGAGUGACCUUUGACCUUGGGUCUGGAGUUCUCACCCUUAUGUCUGAGAAACGGUACAACAAUGGAACAUGGUUUAAAAUUGCAUUUCAGCGCAACCGGAAGCUAGGUAUUCUGGCUGUCAUGGACCCAUUUAAUUCAACGGAUCGAGAAACCAAGCAAGGAGAGUCCCCAGGAACUGCUUCCGACCUCAAUCGUGGGCACAAAGAUCCGAUCUAUGUUGGAGGGUUGCCACGCUCCAGAAGUUACAGGAAAGAGGUUCUCAGCAAAUCGUUUGUAGGUUGCUUGAAGAAGUUGGAGAUAUACCGUUCUACAUUUGACCUGCUGAGGAAUUCCUUGGGUGUGAGGAAAGGGUGUCUACUUGAGCCUAUCCGUAGUGUCACUAUUUUGAAUGACGGCUUCGUACAGUUACAGCCGCGAGUCCUCCCAGUGGAGACAAAGUUAAUGGCAACCUUCAGCACAAAGAACAACACUGGGAUCAUUUUAGCCGGUUUUGGCAAACCCACGAGGAGCCGCAAUCGUCGGCAGACAAAAAUGGCAUUCCUUGCCGUUAUGAUAAUUGAUGGCCGUGUGGAAGCUCAUGUAAACACUGGCGAUGGAGUCCACACUAGGAGAGUCGUUGCCAAGUCCCCUUCAGGAACCUUCAGUGAUGGACAGGAACAUUCUAUCAUACUGACGAGAAGUAAGAGGAUAAUGAUGUUACAGAUUGAUGAAGGAAACCCCCUUGAAAUGAGACUCAGCGCCUCAGCAGAUACCAGUCCUUUGAAUAUCACCAGACUCUAUGUUGGUGGAGUUCCAACUGGAGAGGGCGCUGUUGUCCUUAAGAUAACAAGAUCCUUCAGGGGCUGCAUUAAGAACCUGGUCCUGAAUACAGAGUUGUUGGACUUCAGUGGCAUCAUGAGGUACCAGAAUAUCGAUCUGGACAGCUGCCUGCUUUCAGCCCCUGAGCCGAAGGCGAGAGACUCAGGGCUGGUCCUACAGCCGACUGCUAAUCCCAUCCAACCACCUGCGAGAGACACCAGGCCCAUCCACACUCCAUCCAGCUCCUCUUCCAACAAGAAAUCUUGUGUGGUAGAUGAAUUGCCAGGCUAUGUGGCCAGCGCUCAUCAGUUUGGACUCUCCAAAGGCAGUCACAUGAUCCUGUCCCUCGAUGAGACCUCAGUGAGGAGAAAAUUUGCCAUUCAGCUGAAUAUCAGAACUUACGCCUCCAGUGGCCUUGUGUAUUAUGUAGCCCAUCAAAAUCAGAUUGACUACGCUGCCCUUCAGCUGUGGGAAGGACAGUUACACUUCCUGUUUAACCUCGGGAAAGGUACAGCUGUGUCCAUCAUGCCCACUCCUAUUAAUGAUGGCAAGUGGCAUACAGUGAAAACAGAAUAUGUGAAGCGAAGAGGUAUGAUUACCAUCGAUGGGAAGGAAUCUAGCCCAGCUUUGGGAGAUGGUAACUCACUGGAUAUUGAAGGAAAGCUAUAUCUUGGAGGUUUGCCUUUAGACUACACUGCCAGGAAAAUAGGAAAUGCAACACACAGUAUCCCUGCUUGUAUUGGCAACGUGACAUUAAAUAACAAGCCCCUGAACUUAGAGAGGCCGGUUUCCGUCCUUACUGUGAGCAGAUGUUACACGGCUGUCCAGGAGGGCACUUUCUUCGAUGGCACUGGAUUUGCUGCACUGGUGAAAGAAGGUUACAAAGUGAGGUCAGAUGUAAUUAUUACAUUUGAGUUCCGCAGUACAACCCGAAACGCGGUACUGCUUGGCAUCAGCAGUGCUAAGGUGGAUGCAAUUGGAUUAGAGAUUGUAAAUGGCAAGGUUCUGUUCCAUGUAAAUAAUGGAGCUGGAAGAAUUACCGCUAAAUAUGAACCCAAGGAUUCAAACCAGCUGUGCAAUGGGAAAUGGCAUAAACUUCGAGCCAAUAAGAGCAAGCAUCGUAUUACACUGACUAUGGAUGGAGUUUCUGUGCAGGCUGACAAUCCCCAUAUUCAGUCAACCUCAGCAGACACUAAUGAUCCAGUUUAUGUGGGCGGUUAUCCUGCUAAUGUGAAACAGAAUUGCCUGACACUUCAAGAGCCAUUCCAGGGCUGCAUAAGGAACCUCAAGCUGACAAAAGAUCAACAGAUCCAGGCUCUUGACUUCAGCAAAGCCUUUGACCUCCGAGGUGUCUUCCCUCACUCUUGCCCUGGCAUUGAACACUAGCCUCGACCGUCUCAGCUGCGAGAAUUUUAUCAAAACAACUGCUGCAUACCCACUUCCCAAUUGUAUUUAUCGCCCAUCUUUACUCAGGAUAAACAUGCAUUUUUUUUUUAGACAAUAAAUCACCUGUUUUUGGCAGAUGCUUAACCAGAAGUUUUAUGUACUGUACAACAAGUACCUCCAUAAACAAAACCGUCAACAACAUCAGGAUGGAAUAUUUCAAUUUUUUUUAUGUUUACAGUUGUUUUUCUCCCCAACAGUAUUUACUGAAAUGUUAAUCCUUGUUCAUUUUGAAUAUGUUAUCGUUUUGCAAAUAAAGUGUAAACACGAUUUGGAA